CCCGUGGCCCUCGUGCAGCUCGCCCCCUCGCCGCCGCCAUGAUAGUGUUUGUCAGGUUCAACUCCAGCCAUGGCUUCCCAGUGGAGCUCAGGUCGGACGCCAGCAUCCUCCAGCUGAAGGAGGUGGUUGCGCAGCGACUGGCGGUUCCAGCUGACCAGCUGCGGGUGAUUUUUGCAGGGAAAGAACUCAGCAACAACUUGACACUGCAGAAUUGUGACCUGACCCAGCAGAGUAUCGUUCAUAUUGUUCAGAGUCCACAGAAGAGCAGUCAGAAGAACGAUGAGGCAGAAAAUAAGCAUUCUGGAGGCAUUCUAAAAACCUUGGAAAGAGAAUCUGAAAGUCUAACUCGCAUAGAUCUCAGUUCCAGCAUCCUCCCUUCACUGUCUGCAGGGUUGGCUGUUAUUCUGGAUACUACAAAACCCAGCAUUUCUCUUCCUUCUGAAAAAUCAGGUGCAGCUAGUUACAACAGUUUUUAUGUUUUCUGCAAAAAUUUCUGCCAAGCUGUUAAACCUGGGAAACUGAGGGUCCGCUGCAGUGUGUGUAAACAAGGAACACUGACUUUGGCAAGGGGCCCAUCUUGCUGGGAUGAUGUGCUGAUUCCAAACAGAAUAACAGGUGUUUGCCAGUCCCAAAGGUGCAACGGAACUAUUGCGGAGUUUUACUUUAAAUGUGGAGCACACCCAACAACUGACAGUGAAACAUCUGUGGCUUUGAACCUCGUUACAACAAACAGUCGCUCUAUCACAUGUAUAACAUGCACAGAUAUUAGGAGUCCUGUGCUUGUGUUCCAGUGCAUGCAUCGCCAUGUCAUUUGCCUAGACUGUUUCCAUUUGUACUGUGUGACUAUGCUGAAUGACCGUCAGUUCAUCCAUGACCUGGAGCUUGGUUACUCCCUCCCUUGUGUAGCUGGCUGUCCAGAUUCCUUGAUUAAAGAGCUUCAUCACUUCAGGAUUCUGGGAGAAGAGCAGUACAACCGCUACCAGCGCUAUGGUGCGGAGGAAUGCGUUCUGCAGAUGGGCGGUGUACUGUGUCCAACUCCCGGCUGUGGAGCGGGUUUGCUGCCUGAACCAAGAGUGAGGAAAAUUGUAUGUGAAACAGGCAAUGGACUAGGCUGCGGGUUUGUGUUCUGCCGUGAAUGUAAAGAAGAAUACCAUGAAGGGGAAUGCAGCUCUCUCCUCAGCACGCAGGGAGCUGUGGCCCAGAAGGGAUAUGUAGUUGAUGAACAUGCAGCCAUGCAAGCCCGAUGGGAAGAGGCAUCUAGAGAAACGAUCAAGAAAACAACCAAGCCUUGCCCCAACUGCCAUAUUCCAGUAGAAAAAAAUGGUGGCUGCAUGCACAUGAAGUGUCCUCGACCUCAGUGCAAGUUUGAGUGGUGCUGGAACUGUGGCCUGGAGUGGAACAGAACCUGCAUGGGCGAUCACUGGUUUGACUGACAGCACAGGGGCACUGGGACUAGCUGGCAUUGCUGUUGGAGCUUCCUUUCAUCAGGGUCAAUUUCUGAACUCCUUGCUUAAACAAACCUCCCAGCGGUUUCAGGAACAAAGAGUUCAGAAAUUGGCCCAGUUUGUAGGUUUUUCUUGCUUGCCUAUGAAAUCAUACAAAAAAUCACAUUGAAGUAAUGCCAAGGGUUUUAAAUCCACUAAGUAAAAAGAGUAAUUGUUUUGGUGGACAGACUUGCUCAUCGUCGUACGAAAAGGGGUAAAUUUCACCUUUCUGAACACGUGUGGUCUGUUAGCACAGUGAGCAGAUAGGGUUACUAUGAGGAACUUGCUUGACACUUAUAGUUAGGAACCCACAACUCCUACAAGAGAGCAUCGUCUGUGUGUGUGUGUAUCAAGGGCUGUGGAGGAUGUUUCCUGCAUCAGCUACUUUUUCUUCAACAGCUCCUUUGCCCAAUCAGCCCAGUUUUUGAUUUUGAGAUAGUAUUUCUUAACAGAUUAUCUGGCGGAUGGAUGGAAGUCUGUGGCUCUUCAGUGUUUUUUCAGGGUUCCUUCCUAACAGGCUUUCUGUAGGGGUCUUGCUUUCAAACCAUAUUCUCACAAGAACUACCAGCUUUAUGCCACAUUUGUGCUUGAAUAUUUGUAACACGCGGCAUGAAAUUUGGCUCUGUACUCAUUACAGACUAUGUUAACACUGGAGAAUUAUUUCAGGGUGGAUGCAAUUUCAGCUCUAACCAUGACUGUUGUUGCAGUGAUGACUGGAUCUGAUUAAGUGUUGCACAAGCCAGACUCUCAGGGUUUAAUUUUUGUUGUGCUUACAGCAGUACUUUGGACGUAGCAAGGGGAAGCAGGAGGAGCCUUCUCAGGGGUUUUCUCUAUCAUCAUUCUCCUAAAUUAAAUUAGAAUAUGGGUGUAUUUCUGAAAAUAUAUUCACAGCUCAAACAGUGAGAGGUAGAGGGACUUCUUUUAUUUUACAGUGUUAAGACAGUAUGUAAAGCUUAAUAGCAUUUCCAAGCCUGAACAAUCUUAUUGUUUUGUGUCCUUUAUAUUGCUGUCUUAAUCUGAAAUGAAAUGGGUACUGAUCAUAUCAACAUGCCAUGUAAGGAUUUAUACAAUUCAAUUUGGGAAAAAAACGCACAGUAAAUAAAAUGGUCAGAAUUUUGAUCUUUCUUUUAUUUCUUUUAUUUUUUUCUUUCAAUACAAUAUAAAUAAAUGAGUAC
Molecule: messenger RNA, 2659 nt
Organism: Cygnus atratus (black swan)
Lineage: Eukaryota; Metazoa; Chordata; Aves; Anseriformes; Anatidae
Gene: PRKN
Product: parkin RBR E3 ubiquitin protein ligase
Exons: 12
Coding region: 39-1433 (464 amino acids)
Biological process (GO): regulation of apoptotic process; ubiquitin-dependent protein catabolic process; regulation of cellular response to oxidative stress
Cellular component (GO): ubiquitin ligase complex; mitochondrion; Golgi apparatus
Molecular function (GO): zinc ion binding; ubiquitin conjugating enzyme binding; ubiquitin protein ligase activity
Source: RefSeq, a predicted model, not a curated record